This is a messenger RNA of Chara braunii, 1355 nucleotides long. The record is from the annotation of a GenBank genome assembly. Lineage: Eukaryota; Viridiplantae; Streptophyta; Charophyceae; Charales; Characeae.
GGUGGCACCUGGCUCGACCUGCUACCUGGGGAGGCGCUCUCCCUUGGGAAGCAGGGCCUAUACUCGCGCCCGACACAUGGCAGUGAGCGCCGUGGAAGGCGUGGCUGGUUGGACGGACGACGACGCGUGUAUAGGGGAUGUGAUGGAUAAACUGUUGAUUACUUUGAUUAGCGGCGCGAUGGACUCGGCGGGGUCAUUACAACACGAUAACAAAGGGGAGCUGCAACGCGGAGCAGAAGAAUUGCUGACCACCUUGGAGAAAGGAUGCAGGCGGCUACAGGAGCUUGUUGAGGCACUGUCUGUGCGGUCAAACGAAGAGCCAGGGAUCGAUGGGGGGGCGAUCUUACUGGCGGGCUGGUUGAACGACACGGCCGAAGACAUCCUGGAUGUUAUGUGGGAGCUGGAGGAGGGGCCGGAUCCCCAGCUCGACGCAUACAUCGAUUGGCGGCGGGCGGAUGGCGUGAUGAAUACCUGUAAGGCUCUUUUUGUUAAGGGUCGUGGUUUGCGCUUUCUGCUGGAAGAUCGGCUUGCAUCCGAUGAGAUAACUCUGCUCUCCACAUCAGAAGUAGCGGCGACAACAACGACGUCGAUUUCAACAUCACACGAUCAACUGGAGGAGCGGUGGAGAUGUGGCGAGAGGGAUGUGAUGGACGACAACGACGACAAGGACGACGGCGUGAAGGGAAGCUUCGAGGUCAAUAACGACAACAAUAAUAAAGACAAUAUGAACAACAACAAUAACAACGGGGAUGCUGACUGUGGGAACUGCGUGGUUGACUGCAACAACGACGUUGAUCACAAUAACAACGGGGAUGCUGACUGUGGGAACUGUGUGGUUGACUGCAACAACGACGCUGUUGACGAUGUCAUCAACAACAACAUUGACAACAACAUCAUUGACGGCUACAACAACAGCAACAGCGACAACGACAACAAGAACAACAGUGACAACGACAACAAUAACGACAGAAACAACAACAACAAUAAAGACGAUGAAGGGGGCGAUGACCAAGGAAGUAGUGGGGUUGGAGAUGGAUGGUAUCCAUGCAUCGGAGAUUAUCAUUAGCGUCACAGGGUUGAUGCUGAAAGCGGACGGGGUGGGAUAUGGGCUUGAUAAGGUGAUGUGGUUUUUGACUUCCGCCCCCCCCCCAACUUAGAAACGGAACUCGUCCAUGUGAUUCGGCAGAGGGUAGGGGUGGGAUAGCUGGAGGUGUUCGAUGUUGCCCGGCCUGCGAUAUCGAGGGAUUGUGGCGGGCUUGUUAGGAAAUUUUUUAGUGGGAAGUCGAUCCCUCCCUACGCAGGGAAGUAAUCCGUCCCUUCCCUGCGGAGGGAAGUAAUCAAUGCCCCUGCCAGUG